Messenger RNA from Cloeon dipterum, 1171 nucleotides. Its product is annotated as paired mesoderm homeobox protein 2-like. The record is from RefSeq and is a predicted model, not a curated record. Gene Ontology annotation, biological process: regulation of transcription by RNA polymerase II. Gene Ontology annotation, molecular function: DNA-binding transcription factor activity, RNA polymerase II-specific; RNA polymerase II cis-regulatory region sequence-specific DNA binding. Gene Ontology annotation, cellular component: mitochondrion; nucleus. NCBI's taxonomy places the organism in Eukaryota, Metazoa, Arthropoda, Insecta, Ephemeroptera, Baetidae. Bases 251 to 1105 code for a protein of 284 amino acids. The transcript has 6 exons.
AAAUAAGAUUAGUCCCCAUUGCCUUCUUAAUAAAAGAGUAACUCAAUUUCGAGCAAUUUUAAAAUUGAAUUAGUUAUCCAAUUGAGGCCCGAAGAGCGGCGCGGAGACGAGAAAUGUUUGUCCGCUUGCAUUUAAAGGAGGAGCGAAGAGGCCGAGGGCUGGACCAAAUCCCGAAUCCACCUCGUCAGUUUGAACUGUUUUGCGUUGGGGUGAGCCAGCCCGCUCUCAUUGAUCGCAUCUGCUUUGCAACAUGUUGGGUCCGUGGAGUUCGACCCUGAGUGCGGCUAACCCGCCCCUUGAGCCUUACACACAGUGCUCCAGAGUGCCCGUCACCUCAGACAACACAUGCAAUUUCUCUGUGAGCCGGCUAUUGCAACUUGACCGUGCGGCAGCAGCCCCACCUGUGGCUCCUCCAGCCGCGCCUGCUGGAUCACAUCAAAGCAGGGGCCAUCUCCUUGAGUCUGACCGCAGCGAAGACGACGACGAAUCCUUCUGCAGGGACGACCUGAGCACCUCAGGGUCUCCGUCCGUGGCUCGUCAUCGCCGCCAACCAGGCAUGCCACCCUCAGGGUGCUCUCAGGGAAAGCAGCGCAGGAACAGGACUACUUUUUCCACCACCCAACUAGCUGCUUUGGAGAGAGUCUUCGAAAGGACGCAUUACCCUGACGCGUUUGUCAGGGAGGAACUUGCCCGGCGAGUCAACCUGAGCGAGGCUCGAGUACAGGUCUGGUUUCAAAAUCGACGUGCCAAGUUCCGGAGAAACGAACGAAGCCUUUUGUCUCAAAGGGGCUGCUGUCCUUCUCCGCAGCAGAGCAGCGGCAUCAGUUUAGCUCCAAGGGAUUCUACGCUGCUGCACCUAGCACAAAGCGACCAAGUGCCGGUGGUAGGUUCGCCAGCUGGUUUAGAUUACACGCCGUUUGUGACCUCGCAAUGCUGGAAAACAGCCACGUCGUCUGCCACACAAUUUCACUCAUCGCCGCCGUCAUGCGCUCUCAUGACGGCUGCUUAUGGUGCUAGUCCAUCACCUUACAGUGUUUCUUCGAGCAUUGCCAGCUUAAGAUUCAGAGCUCAAGAAUAUCAACAUGGACAUCAAAAUUCUUUGUAACCAUCCAAUUUGUAUUUUUAUUGUGUCAACGAAAUCUUGCAAUAAAUUGUGGAUUUGUGAAAGUAA